UAUUAAAAAAAAAACAUUAUCUGUCUACAACUUGCGGGAAAGAACAAAAUACUUUAAAAGUAUGUCAUUAGUAUAUUUACUUAUUUUAAUCAUUUUAAAACAAAGUGUUCAAGCGUUAACAACAAAACAACAAGAUAAUUCGGUGAUUUUUUAUUUAAAUAAUCUUGAUUUAACAUGAAAUUCUCAUUACGAAUAUUAAUUAUCUCAUUUUGCUGGCAUUAUACUGUUGAAUCCAGAUUUGUAUUUCCAACUGUUGAUGAGUUUCCAACGGAUUGCAAACUGCCUGAUGGCUCUAAUGGAACUUGUCGGAAUUUACAAUACUGUCCAGCUGCCAUAACGGCAAAAAAAGUAAAUGUAUGUUAUUUUGAUGGCGAUAAUGAGUAUGUGUGUUGUAAGGAGAAUGUUUGGGAUGAUGUUCAAAUGAGACCUUUUACUAUGAAUUGUGGAGCUCGACCACCUCGCGUAGAAAUAAUACAAGAUAUACAGACGGAAUAUAAAGAAUUUUCUUAUAUGGUGGCUUUGGGAUGGAAAUCUAUGGCUUAUCCUGGCACAUAUGACUACAAAUGUGGUGGAGUUUUAAUAUCAAAUAUAUAUGUUCUAACAGCCGCUCAUUGUGCUUUGCUAAAUGGGCUUCCACCUGCCGUGGCUUUAGUUGGUGGUACAAACCUUACUGAUCCGAACAAUAUACCCAUACCAAUUUCAAAUGUAACAAUACAUCGUGGAUAUAAAACAAAUCAGUCAUAUCAUGAUAUUGCACUGAUAAGACUAAGUAUGGAUUCUUACGAGACACCGAUUUGCAUUUGGGGUUCAUACUCUUUGGAUGAAGUAAAUGUAACUGCAAUUGGUUAUGGACAUACACAAUUUGCUGGAGCGGGUUCGGAAAGUUUACUUAAAGCAUAUUUAACGAUCCUAUCAAACAAAGAAUGUUCUAAACAUUAUACUGGAAUUACGUCUUUAUCACAUGGAGUUGUGGAAACGCAAAUUUGUGCUAAAGAUCCGGAUAGUAUAAGAGAUACUUGUCAGGGUGAUUCGGGAGGUCCUCUUAUUUUGUUCUCUACUGACAAGUACGGCGUUUCCAGAAAUUUUGUGGUUGGUAUAACUUCGUUUGGUAGAGCCUGUGCUUUAGAACCACCUGGAGUAUAUACUAGGGUGUCUGAGUAUGUAGACUGGAUAGAAGAUAUAGUGUUUAAAUAAAAACAUGUUGAUUUCUGUUUAAAUUUAAAUUAUAUGUAGAUGAUAAAUAUUUUUUGUACUUUAAUAUUAAAAACAUAUAUAAGAUUAUAAUUAAGUUAUUUAAAGGAAUCUUUCCAAACAAUGUGCUCAAUCCAAUCCAAGUAAGAAUAUACUCUUGUAAAUAUACUAGGAUAACCACUACGACAGUAUAAACCAUAUGACGUUAUGCCAAUUAGUUGGUAGUGUAAACGAUUAGUUCGUCUUCGUCCUCUGAUAUUUAAUUGCAAAGGACCACCCGAAUCUCCUUGGCAGGUGUCACGAUUCAAUGCAUAGUCUCGAGCGCAUAUUUGACUAGAUAUAAUGCCUCUAUUAGUUUCUGGCAUCUUUGGCAUUUCCCUAUUGCAGUCGGCAUUUGAAACAAUUGUCAUAUUUAAAUCUGUAAGACGAUUUGUUCGCUGUCGGGCAAAAUCUGUGGCACCGUAACCCAUGGCAUGUGCUGUAGUAAAUGGAAUUGUUGGCUGUGUCCAUAACCGAAUGGGGCGAACAAAUUCUGUAAGUCUGUAAACAAAUAAUUUUUAGCAGUUAAUUCGAGUUUGUUUCUUUUUUAAUAUACUUGUUUUAUACUUACUCUACUUCUUCAGUUAAUUCCAAAAGAGCAAUAUCAUUAUAAUAAGAGUUUGUCCUAUAAUCCGGAUGAACAUAUAUAUUUCUAAUAUUACGUAUUUGUGGUUCCAAAAAACUUUCUUCUAUCAUCAAAUUUAAAUCUCCUAUGCGCACUUUGGUAGGCUGUUGUCUGAAAGGUAUAUAUAUACAUAUUGAUUGUAAGUUUUUUUUAAAGAUAGUAAUGGUUUUUCAUACCCCGUAAAAUUGACACAGUGAGCUGCAGUAAUAACAAAAGUUUCACUUAUCAAACUGCCACCACAUUUGUAAUCCACUUUUCCAUUUUUAGAACGAAAACCUAGAGCUGUCUGAAAAAAAAUAAAAUUAAGUUUUAAAAUAAUUUUAAGUAAUUAAAAAUUAUAAAUUAAUUUUUUUUGUGGAAAAUUUAUAUAAUUAUAAUUUAUUUAUUAUCUGAAAAGCUUUGUAAAAAUGUUUAUUAAUUCGAGAUUACGUUUUACAGGUACAGCCCGGUUAUUUUUAUUUUAAUAAAACUGUGAUGAUAACUAUAACAGUUUUAUUAAAAUAACAUUUUUCAUCAUUUGUGUUAUGAUUUUAUAAAAGCAAACUGAAUUUAGAGUCAAUAAACUUGUAAUAAAUUUAAUAUAAAA
Lucilia cuprina (Australian sheep blowfly) is the source of this 2441-nucleotide messenger RNA. Its product is annotated as serine protease snake-like. Gene Ontology annotation, biological process: proteolysis. Gene Ontology annotation, molecular function: serine-type endopeptidase activity. Bases 175 to 1194 code for a protein of 339 amino acids. The record is from RefSeq and is a predicted model, not a curated record. NCBI's taxonomy places the organism in Eukaryota, Metazoa, Arthropoda, Insecta, Diptera, Calliphoridae. The transcript has 5 exons.